GGUCACAGGUUGCAGGAUACAGGCAAUUGGGUAUUGAGUUACUCAAUUUGAGUAGUUUUAUAGCCACUACAGCUUACACAGAAUAGUGAUAUACUACACAGAGUGACUAGUUUUUAAUCUGUGUAUACUUAGUACUUACUUGAUAAGUCUUAAUUCUUAUGCUUUAAAUUCGAACCUAUAUAAGAAAACUAAACGGCAUGAUCAUGUUUGCCUAUUUAAUUAAAAACAUACAAUUACAUAUUGACCUGUAUGAAAAUGAACUAACCACAAUUUUGAUUUGAUUGAGAACAAGUAUAGUGAUUCAAUCAAGAUUCAAGUCCUCCAAGAAUAAAAGAAAAUGGUUCGGUUUAAAAACAGAUAUAUUACUGUGGAAAUUGCAUCUCCGGCAGUCCCUGAAAGUAAACCUCUAUCUAUUAAAUCAACUAUGCUUCAUGAGUGUAUUUUAAAUAAGAUAAAACAACUACAUGGUGAUUUUGGUGUUGCUGCUGUAAGAUCUGGCUUCCUAGCAAAAUACUGUAACGAAAAUACCAGAAUAGCCAUAAUUCGAUGUAGACAUGGGCCUCAUCAGUUUGUUACCAGUAGUAUUCCGUUUAUAACUAGGAUAGGAAAAUUAGAUGCAACUGUUAGAACUCUUCAUGUUGGAGCUACAUUGAAACACAGUUUUAUUUUUAUUCAGAAACACCAUAGGACAUUUUUAGAUUCUUUAUGGUCAAAUCUUAAGACUGAUGAGGAAAGAAGCGCACUUGAAGCAGCAGUGAUGGAAUUCACUAAGGCAGAUGUAUCAAUGAUUAAAGAUAACCUAAUGUGAUAAGCCCUGAACAAAAUGAUAACUCGGCAACUGUCAUUUUAUAAAUAAAAUCUAUAAGUAUGA
Molecule: messenger RNA, 871 nt
Organism: Zerene cesonia (dogface butterfly)
Lineage: Eukaryota; Metazoa; Arthropoda; Insecta; Lepidoptera; Pieridae
Gene: Pop5
Product: ribonuclease P/MRP protein subunit POP5
Exons: 2
Coding region: 338-808 (156 amino acids)
Biological process (GO): tRNA 5'-leader removal
Cellular component (GO): ribonuclease P complex
Molecular function (GO): ribonuclease P RNA binding
Source: RefSeq, a predicted model, not a curated record